Molecule: messenger RNA, 3399 nt
Organism: Acanthaster planci (crown-of-thorns starfish)
Lineage: Eukaryota; Metazoa; Echinodermata; Asteroidea; Valvatida; Acanthasteridae
Gene: ddrgk1
Product: DDRGK domain containing 1
Molecular function (GO): ubiquitin-like protein ligase binding
Source: RefSeq, a predicted model, not a curated record
AGUCGCGAGUUAAGGUCAAGUGGACCGGGUUGGCUAGGCUAGGCCGACAUUAUGAAUAAAACUACUGCAUGCACUGUAACAGCUGGCAAUUGUUAUGACGAAUGAACAUAGUAAAAUGGAUGGAAAUGACAGAAAUGUACACCUUUCAGCUCAGACAGAGUUUGUGAUACCAGCAAUUCUUGCAGCUCUUUCAGUACUUGCAUUUGUUAUCGGAUCAAUUAUUUACGUCGUAAGCAAGUUGAACCAUGGGAAGCGUGGUGCAGCUGAUAGGCACAGCCAUGGGCAUGAAGUACAGGCAAUACCAAGGGAAGAGGAUGAUUUGGUUGUAGGAGCACACGUCAUGCCUGUGCGCAGAGCUAGAGCUGCCAGAAACCGUAUGAUGAGACAAGCAGUCAGGCAAGAGCUGGAAGAUGGUGAACAGCAGGCAGAAGAAUUUGACUAUGGAACAGGAUUGCCAAAAAAAAUUGGUGCUAAGAAGGCACGCAAGCUAGAAAUGAAAGCGGAAAAGCAGGCACAAAGAGAGCAAGAAUUGGCAGAGAGAGAAGACAGAAAGCGUCAACAAGAGAUCAUUGAUGUGCAGCGCCAACAGGAAGCUGAAAAAGAAAAGCAAGAACAAAGGCUCAGAGAUGAAGAAGCUGCAAAGAUGAAGGAAGAGCUAGAAAGGCAAGAGGAGGAAGCAUAUCUUUUACUCAAGAAAGGUUUUGAGGUCCAUGAGGAAGGGUUUGGUGAAAUACUUACAGAGUCAGAGUCGCAAAAUCUACUACAAGAGUUCAUCAAUUACAUCACAGAAAACAAAGUUGUACUUUUGGAGGAUCUUGGGGCAGAGUUCAACAUGAAGACACAGGAGGCUAUUCAUCGUGUUCAAGAUUUGCAAGACCAGGGUUUUCUUACUGGAGUUAUUGAUGACCGGGGUAAAUUUAUCUUCAUCUCCCAAGGGGAAUUAGAAGGCAUUGCUAAGUUUAUGCACCAGAGAGGAAGGGUGUCCAUUAGUGACCUUGCUGAGGCCAGCAAUAUGUUAGUGUCCCUAAACACAACAGUCAGUUCUACUACCAGGGAAAUAAACAGAGAAUGAAAUUAGUGAAAUUUGUAUUAGACAUUAGUGAACAUUCUAAAUUUAUUUUAUUACUUCUUGCAUUUUUGUUUUGUUGUCAUUUUUGGAGUCUUCCAUGGAGUGAAGAAUCAUCCUGUGAUGUUUUUGUACAUGGUUUACAUGCUUUAACAUUAUUGUUAGUGAUGUGACCAAAUACUUCAAUCUUUUUCUUGACACUCUGAUAUAUCAAGUCGAGGUUAAGUUAAUCUUAAAUGUGUGUGUGUUGUGAAUCUUGUCAAGUUGGCUUACUCCCAUUGUGCAAUGAAAGCAACACAUCUCUAAAACAUGAGCCUGUUUUCAUCAUCUUCCUUGGCUGACUGUGAGUCUGCAACAUAAACAGUUAUGCCCAAAAUUAUUCAUACCUAUGCCAAGUUCAGGAAAUAUGAAUGUUUUAUUUGAGGAAUGAGUUUAUGCUUGAUUAAGUGACAUAAGAAGGCGACAAAAGGCUGUAGGAAGUAAUGCAAGAGAUAUUUGAAGAUAUUCAGUAUUUGGGGUAUUUAAUUUGAGGUAUUUACUGAAAAUUGUCAUGUCCAGAACUACUUAUAGCCUUUUUUAGUUGUCAACAGUGAAGGCUUUGUAAUCACAGCCUCCAACCGGUUCUUGUAUAUACUAACAUGUUCUUGCACAUCUCCACAAGGAUUUUGGCCCACUUCUCUCCUGCAUACAUGUACAUGCAGGUUUCAAGGUUCUUGAGGUUGGAAGGUUUCCUUGCUAUCACUUGGGUCUUGAGUAACUUCCACAGAUUCUCAAUUGGUUUCAGAUUUGGAAUUUGGCUUAGCCACUCCAAAACAUUUACUUUUCUUCAAUUAACUUGGCCAUAUGUUUUGGGUACUUUUGUUGUUGGAAUGUCCAGUGGUAUCCUGGCCCAAGUUUUUCACGGACAGUUUGACUUUUUCCUCAAAGAUCUUGAUGUACUUCCCAAGUUUCAUGCCAUCCACUUCAACAAAGUUGCCCAGCCUAGUGACUGAAACUUCCCCAAAACAUUAUAUUCCCUCCACCUUCCUUAACUGAUGAGAUUGUGUUUUUCGGGUCGAAUGCUUUACAUUUCUUUGACCAAACGAAAGCCAUCACAUCCGUAUGGCUCGACGUUGAUCCCACCUUAACCGUAGCAUUGACAUUGACAACCAAAAGUUUAGAUCUCUUUCCAGGUGAGUUUUUGCAAAGGAUAGCUUAGUUUUUGUGUACCAUGGUUUGAGGAGUGGAGUCUUCCUUGGUUGUCGUCCAUGGAGACCCCACCCCCUUGUGCAAAGUCCUCUAGAUUGUUUGUCUCGAUCGUUUGGCCCCAUAACCCUCAGAUUCUUCAGGAUAGCCUUGGUGGUGAUUUGUGGAUUGUUGUUGGCCUCCUGCAGUACUUUUCUUACCAGACGAGGCACAUGCCUAUGACCUUCGACUAUAUCCCUGGAGGGUUUUACAGUGUGGAACUGCUUGUAUUUUUUAUGAUCUGUACUGUGGCAACUGGAAUGUUCUAAGAAUUUUCUAAAACAGGACAGAUGAGUGUGGAAUUGUAGACAACUGCAAUGUCACCAACAAUAUCCUUAAUUCUGAGGCCAGAAACAGGUAUGAAUAAUUAUGGUCAGGCCUGAAAAAUCAAAAUCCCAAUAUUUCUACUUCAAUUUGAAUGGAGGUUUGUACAUACCAACUAAAGGUCAUAAAGCAAAGCCACAGUUCCACCAGUCUAGUUCAAAUGCUUUAAGAAAAUAGAAAACCACCACAGUUGGCAAGAGGUAUGAAUAAUUUUGGAAAUACAUGUAAAAGUAGGAGUAUUGACAGAAUCAAAAGGAAUCCAGGUGAGUGCAUAAUUUGGAUCAAUUUACAGCUUGUUAAAAUAUUUUCUGCAAUAGUUUAGAUACAGGGAAUGGCCUGUUCUAAGCUAUUUGCUGUAGGUAAAACAGGUACAGACAGAGUGAAAUUGCAAAUUUCCUGAUAAUACAAGUAAAGUAGCAUUUACAUUCAUCUUCAAACGGUCAGACGGAGCUGGUUUGAUUUAUGUUGGGUUGCAAGUAUCCAAUGUUGUUAGAUAAACAGUUUCAGUUUUGACACAUACUGAAUGUGGCAUGAUCUGCAAAACCGUUCACAUGGUGAGCUUUGUCAAAUUGAUCUGGAGACUGUCCUGUUUUCAAAACUGACUUAACACAUUGACUGCCACGUAUAAUUUCACAGGGCAUUCCUAUUUGCAAAGCAUUGUACACAUACAUGCAUAUUUGUAGUACUUUUUAGGUGUUUAUAUGUUUAAGCUUCGAGGAAGGACACAGGAGUUGCAACUCAGCAUGGAGGAAGGACACAGGAGUUACAAGUCUGGCACAUGAAAG